UGGGGGAAGGGGACGACGCCGUCAUCUUGAAAAAGUGCCCUGUCUUGUUUUUUCGCGCCUGUCAAGACUUUAACAUUUAUUAUCGUCAACUUUCUCAUGUUUAUAUCUUUUACACUUCUGCUCGACGUUUUAUUUAAGGUUUCUUCGAGCUCAAUGUCGGGCUCCCGCGGCGUGAAAAGCUCUUAAUCGGUGCCUGUUGAGUGCAUUGCUGUGGCCAAGGUGGGCUCUGCUGCAUGUGUGCUGUUCCUUAGCGUCUCUCUGCUGCCCGCAGUGCCUGGAAUGGGCCAGAAGUCCCAAGAAGUUCAAGCGUUCUUUUCUUUUUAAUCAGCGUUUUUACCCUCUGAGCUGUGUUACGCUCAGAAGCACCAUGUUUUGGAAGUUUGAUCUGCACACGACGUCGCACAUCGACACACUCCUGGACAAGGAGGACGUGACUCUGACGGAGGUGAUGGACGAAGAGGACGUUCUUCAGGAGUGUAAAGCUCAGAACCACAAGCUGGUGGACUUCCUUGUGCGACCGCAGUGCAUGGAGGACCUGGUGGGAUACAUCACUCAGGAGCCAAAUGACGACGUGGAGGAGAAAAUUAAAUACAAGUACCCCAACAUAUCCUGCGAGCUCCUCACUUCAGAUGUUGGACAGAUCAAUGACAGAUUAGGCGAGGACGACAGUUUAUUGAUGAAACUUUACGGCUUUCUGCAGAACGAGCCUCCUCUGAACCCGCUCCUGGCCAGCUUUUUCAGCAAAGUCCUGAGCAUUCUCAUUGGCAGAAAGCCGGAGCACAUUGUGGAGUUCCUGAGAAAGAGGGAAGACUUUGUGGAUCUAAUGAUCAAACAUAUAGGAACCUCAGCCAUCAUGGACCUUCUCCUCAGGAUGCUCACCUGCAUCGAGCCGCAGCAGCUUAGGCAAGAUGUUUUAAACUGGUUGAACGAGGAGAAGGUGAUCCAGCGGCUGGUGGACAUGUUGCAGCCCUCUCAGGAUGAGGAUAGGCACUCAAACGCUUCCCAGUCGCUGUGUGAGAUCAUCCGCCUCAGCAGAGAUCAGAUGUUCCAGGUACAGGGUUGCUCUGAGCCCGACCCCCUGCUGGCCACACUGGAGAAACAAGAGACUGUAGAGCAGCUGCUGUCCAACAUCUUUGACAAAGAGAAGAACGAGUCUGCGAUAGUCAGCGUAAUCCAGAUUCUUCUAACGCUGUUUGAGACGCGGCGACCAGCGUUUGAAGGCCAUCUGGAGCUCUGUCCUCCUGGACUUAAUCACCCAUCCUUCUCAGUUAAUCAGAGCAUUCUUGAUGCAGUCAGACCCAGACUGAAAGAUUUCCACCAGCUCCUGCUGGAGCCUCCAAAGAAAACCGUUCUGAAGACCACGUGGGGGGUGCUGGACCCGCCUGUGGGGAACACGCGACUUAAUGUGGUCAGACUAGUGGCCAGUCUUCUGCAGGCCAACACGCAUAUCAUCAACCAGGAGCUGAUCAACCUCAACAUGCUGGGAGUCAUUCUUGAUAUGUACUUCAAAUACAUAUGGAACAACUUCCUGCACAUACAAGUAGAAAUCUGUACUGCCAUGAUAUUAGCAAUGCCACCGACCCAAAGCGACGCAGAAAUAAACAGAGAUGAAGACCAAGAGCCCAUUAGAGAAAACAUCCUCAUCACACACCUCUUUCAGAAGUGCCGACUGAUCCAGAGAAUCUUAGAUGCGUGGAGCUCCAACGAGAGCGAACAGCUUGAAGGUGGUCGUCGGAGAGGCUACAUGGGUCACCUGACCAGAAUAGCCAACUCUAUAGUGCAUAACAGUGACAAGGGCCCCAACGGGACUCAGAUCCAGCAGCUCAUCUCAGAGCUGCAGGAGGACGACCGGGAGAGAUGGGAAGCCUUCACCUCGGGGCAGCUAGCAGACACAAACAAGAAAAACACUGUAGACUUAGUUAACACGCAUCAUAUUCACUCAUCCAGUGAUGAUGAGGUAGAUUUCAAAGACAGCGGUUUCCACCAGGACUCUUCUCUGCAACAAGCCUUUUCUGAUUAUCAGAUGCAACAAAUGACGUCCAAUUUUAUUGAGCAGUUUGGCUUCAAUGACGAAGAGUUUGCCGAUCAGGACGAUGUUGUGGAUAUUCCCUUUGAUAGAAUAUCAGACAUCAAUUUUUCCUUGAAUACAAAUGAAAGUGCGAACAUGGCUCUCUUUGAGGCGUGCUGUAAAGAGAAAAUCCAGCAGUUUGAAGACGCUGGAUCAGACGAGGAAGAUAUUUGGGAUGAGAAAGACAUGACGUUUGCUCCCGAAGCUCAGAGGCGCCCCAGGAGCUCAGGCAGCACUGACAGUGAGGAGAGCACAGACUCUGAGGAGGAAGAUGUGAAGCGGGACCCAUUUGAGCCGGCUAACACUGCUGCUGAUGACAGAAUGGAAGUGGACAGUGGAGAAGGACCUGUUUGGACAGCUAACUUUGAUGACAUCCCUAUGGAUACAGGCAGCGCGUCGAAUGCUCCACUCUCCUCUCCCACCGAACCUGCAGCCUGGAGCUCACCUACUACCACUGUCGCCACGGAGACCGGCUGGGCCGACUUCUCCAGCUUCACACCUGUGAGCCCCAAAGACCCACUGAGGAGCAACUCCCCUGUAGCCAUGGAGACGAAUGUAGAGACGGUGGAUCCUCUCGGGGUGAAUGCGCCUGCAGGUGCAGGGCAGUGGUCCACUGAUGAAGCUGCCCAGACACCCGUUUCUCCCAGAGGCAAGUUGGGAGGUUCGGAUGCGGACGAGGAACCGGCCAGCGACCGAAUCACGGAGACGGUCACCAACGGCUCCAUGAAGGAAACGCUCAGCCUUACUGUAGAUGCCAAAACCGAAACUGCUGUUUUCAAGAGGGUGUUGAAAUCUUAUCGUGAGGAGAAGCGAUCUACCUCUGAAGAUGCAUCUGCAAAGUAUGUUGUUGGGGAGAGCGGUGAAGGCGAGAGGAAUGCAUCUACGCUGCCUGCUAGCAACUGUCAGAAAUCAGGUGCAAAGCACUUAGAAGAGAAAACAAAAGCUACUUGCGAGGCUCUCAACGGUCCACUCGAGAACGCGGCAGCCAUGGAAGAAGCCAAAAUCGAACAGUGCGUGCCCUCCCCGGAGGCAGCGGUGAAUGGCCCGGUGUGAUAACGGGCAAUGCCAGUUUUAGCUCCUCCCUACCACCAGGGGGUGCCGACCGGGAGCCAGCGCUACCGCAACAGACUAACUUCACCAGAUCAGGACCAGCAAUAUUCAUAUUAGACAGCUGUACAGAAAAAUUCGAACUGUAUGAAGAGAAACGUACUCUAAUGAUUUUUUUUUUGCAUUCGUUUAUAUACUAUUGUUCUUAUGAGGUGAUCUGUCUGAUAUCUUGCCACUCAAAGUUAAUAGUAAUGUUGCUAUAGUUAAAAUGAUUGUAUGAAUAAAAAUAUUUUAUAAAAAGACAAAUGUAUACAGAAACAGAAGAUUAAUAACCAAACUAUACCGAUUGGAACACAGUGUGACCAAAAGAUAAGCUGUUUCUUUUUUCCUUUUUCUUUAUUUUUUUUUUUUUUUGAUAGGGGUUCCUCUUGCACAAAAUCUGGUAUUUAAUUUCCAAGUAAAAGCAACAGCUACGAAAAAAAUGUAAA
This is a messenger RNA of Pygocentrus nattereri (red-bellied piranha), 3603 nucleotides long. It is a transcript of the gene ppp6r3, whose product is annotated as protein phosphatase 6, regulatory subunit 3. Gene Ontology annotation, molecular function: protein phosphatase regulator activity; protein phosphatase binding. The transcript has 26 exons. NCBI's taxonomy places the organism in Eukaryota, Metazoa, Chordata, Actinopteri, Characiformes, Serrasalmidae. Gene Ontology annotation, cellular component: cytosol; nucleus. Bases 368 to 3121 code for a protein of 917 amino acids. The record is from RefSeq and is a predicted model, not a curated record.